This is a messenger RNA of Symphalangus syndactylus (siamang), 2423 nucleotides long. RefSeq names its product glutamate rich 6B (gene ERICH6B). The record is from RefSeq and is a predicted model, not a curated record. Lineage: Eukaryota; Metazoa; Chordata; Mammalia; Primates; Hylobatidae.
GGGAGGCUGCGGAGUGCGGUUCCCAUGGUAACCGAGAACUGCCACAAACGCCGGGGCCUGAGAUGGAGGUGGAUGCGCGCGGGCGCCUGGCUUGGCUGUUAUUGUUGAAAACUCUCUUGACUUGGACUCAGUUUACCCCCUAACAUCGAUGAUAAAGUGAUGUUGGCUGCUGCAGAAGGAGUUCACCACCUACGACUUCCCCAGCAUGUCUGCUGAAAAUAAUCAGUUAUCAGGAGCAUCACCUCCUCACCCUUCCACAACUCCCCAAUGUUCCACACAGACCUUGCCUUCAGAGAAAGAGGAUACUGAAGUAGAACUAGAUGAGGAAAGUCUACAGGAUGAAUCUCCAUUUUCUCCAGAGGGAGAGUCUCUGGAGAAUGAAGGGUAUCUGGAGGAUGAAGGGUAUCUGGAGGAGGAAGAGGAUCUGGAAGAGGAAGAGUAUCUGGGGAAAGAAGAAUACUUGAAGGAGGAAGAGUAUCUGGGGGAGGAAGAGUAUCUGGGGAAGGAAGGGCAUCUGGAGGAGGAGGAGUAUCUGGAGAAGGCAGGGUAUCUGGAGGAGGAAGAGUAUAUUGAAGAGGAAGAGUCUCUGGGGAAGGAAGGGUAUCUGGAGGAGGAAGAGUAUAUUGAAGAGGAAGAUUAUCUGGGGAAGAAAAGGUAUCUGGAGGAGGAGGAGUAUCUGGGGAAGGAAUCAUAUCUAGAAGAGGAAAAGGCUCUGGAGAAGGAAGAGAAUCUGGAGGAGGAAGAAGCUCUGGAGGAGGAAGAGAAUCUGGAUGGAAAAGAAAAUCUGUAUAGAAAGUAUCUGAAAGAACCCAAGGCAAGUUAUUCAUCACAAACCAUGCUUCUUCAUGAUGCAAGGAGUCCAGACGCUGGCCCCUCUCAGGUGACCACCUUCUUGACUGUCCCAUUGACUUUCACUGCCCCUUCUCCCGUCUCUGAAUCUGCCACAGAGUCUUCUGAGUCGCUUCUGACAUUGUACAGGAGGAGCCAGGCCAGUCAAACGGACUGGUGCUAUGACAGAACUGCCGUAAAAUCUUUAAAAUCGAAAUCAAAAACAGAGCAAGAAAUCACCACGAAGCCUGCUCCGGAAGAACGUGUUAACACUAAAGUAAGGCAAAAAAAGGAAGAAAAUGUCAUGGAGUUUGCUUCUAAAGAGAACUUUGGGGAUGGUAUAACAGAUGAGUCCGUUGACAAGCUGGAAGCAGAGGACUUAGAUGAAAAUUUUUUGAAUAGCUCCUAUCAGACAGUAUUUAAAACAAUAAUCAAAGACAUGGCUGCUCGCAAUGAACUGGAAGAGGAUUUUGACAUUCCCCUAACUAGGCUACUGGAAAGUGAAAACAGACGGAAACUCGUAAUUAUGUUGAAGAAAAAUUAUGAAAAGUUCAAGGAAAUAAUCUUAUGGAUUAAGAGGAGACGUGAAGCUCAAAAGUUAACAGAGAUGACCACUUUCACGUUUCAUUUAAUGACUGAACCAACACCUGAGAAGCCUGAGACAGAAGAAAUCCAAAAGCCUCAACAUGUUGUUCGUCAUAGGAAGAAAUUAGAACGAGAUAAGGAAUGGAUACAGAAGACAGUGGUACAUCAAGGUGAUGGAAAAUUAAUUCUCUACCCCAACAAGAAUGUCUAUCAAAUUCUCUUUCCUGAUGGAACAGGCCAGAUACAUUAUCCAUCAGGAAACCUGGCUAUGCUCAUCUUAUAUGCGAAAAUGAAAAAGUUCACAUACGUCAUUCUGGAAGACAGUCUAGAAGGGUGGAUCCGGGCCCUUAUCAACAACUCAGGCAAUGCUACCUUCUAUGAUAAAAAUAGUGACAUCUGGUUGAACCUGAGCUCCAACCUGGGCUACUACUUCCCCAAAGACAAACGCCAGAAGGCCUGGAACUGGUGGAAUCUGAACAUCCAUGUCCACGCACCCCCUGUCCAGCCCAUCUCCUUGAAAAUCAAUGAGUACAUCCAGGUACAAAUAAGGAGCCAGGAUAAGAUCAUCUUCUGCUUCACCUAUGAACAGAAGCAGAUUUGUUUAAACCUGGGCACCAGGUACAAGUUUGUGAUCCCGGAGGUGCUGAGCGAAAUGAGGAAGAAAACCAUCCUGGAGGCAGAACCUGGCCCAAAAUCCCGGAAGAUCCGGGUCCUUCUGGGGCAAAUGAACAGGCUCCUGAAUUACGUGACCAUCCCUGAUCUGGAAAACUUCAUAGAGGCCGUCAGUAUAUCACUGAUGGACAACAAGUACCUGAAAAAGAUGCUCUCUAAACUCUGGUUUUAGGGCGGGAAUUUUCUGGCAUCCACCUAAUGCCUUAGGAAGGUGGAGACCUUGGGAGCUCCGGGGAAAAAAAACCCAAAGACCUGUUGACCUUUUAUGAGAGUUGGUUUGUAAUUUGGGACCUGUCUUAGCUCCUUGGUUUGACAUAAACAUUUUUGGCAGAAGGGCU